UUUGACCGCUAUUCUUAUAAAAAUCGUUGUAGUUGUAAAUAAUAAUCUAUAAAGGUUUUCGUACAUUUUAUGUAGCAAUCAUGAUACUUAACUUUAAAGUUUUAAUUUUAGCUGUUUUAUUUAUCAACAUUUUGGCUGAAGAUUAUGUAAUUAACAAUAAACGAUUCCCUGCUGAUUUUAUGUUUGGCGUGGCAACGUCUGCAUACCAAGUGGAAGGUGGUUGGAAUGAAGAUGGUAAAGGUGUAAACAUCUGGGACUACUUUACGCACAAAAAUUCUUCGGUUAUACGAGAUAAAAAUAACGGAGAUAUCGCUUGUGACUCCUACCAUAAAAUUAAAGAAGAUGUGGCUUUAUUAAAAGACCUUGGUGUAAGCCACUACAGAUUCUCGAUUAGUUGGACAAGAAUUUUACCUAACGGUUUUCGCGACGAAGUUAACCAGAAGGGAAUCGACUAUUACAAAAAUCUUAUAAGAGAACUAAAGAAUAAUAAUAUAGAACCUCUAGUAACACUCUAUCACUGGGAUUUGCCUCAAUUUUUAGAAGAUUUAGGAGGAUUCUUUAGUAAUUCGCUUAAAGUUUGGUUCGCAGAAUAUGCCAGAAUUUGCUUCCAAGCUUUUGGUGAGGAUGUUAAAUAUUGGGUAACGUUCAAUGAACCUUCAUCUAUUUGUAACAAUGGAUAUGGUAAUGGAAAAUCUGCUCCAGGAAUUUAUAAUCCAGGAAUUGGAGAGUAUCGAUGUAUUCAUAACCUACUUAAUGCUCACGCUGCAGCCUACCAUGUUUAUGAUAAAGAAUUUAGGAAUAAUUACAAUGGUAAAGUAACUAUAGUUCAUAGUAUAAGUUAUUGUCAACCUAAAACAAAUAGCUCGGAAGACAUUGAAGCAGCAGAUCAGAAAAUGCAGUUCAAUUUGGGUUGGAUGGCUGAUCCAAUAUACUUCGGUGACUAUCCAGAAAUCAUGAAGACUCGUAUAGCGAAACGAAGCAAACUAGAAGGUUUCAUCGAGUCACGUCUUCCAGAAUUCACCAAAGAACAAAAGGAACGACUGAAAAACACCUCAGACUAUUUUGCGGUAAACUCGUAUGACUCUUACUUUGGGUUUGCCAUUCCAGAGCCUGCCAUUAUUCUACCCCCAUCCUUAGAUGCGGAUUCUGGAGUUGGUGGUACCAUGGAAGGGAUUGGGGAUGGUUCUUUUGGAAUGGGUAAACUACUACUAUGGAUUAAAGACCGAUAUAACAAUCCUGAUAUGAUCAUUACUGAAAACGGACUGAUGACUCAAACAGAAACGUUGGAAGAUGAUGACAGGAUUAGUAUGGUGAAAAAUUGUUUGAGCCGAUUCAGAGAUGUUAUGGAUGAAGUUAACCUGUUGGGAUAUACGUUAUGGAGUGUAAUGGACAAUUUUGAAUGGACAAGAGGAUACACCGCAAAAUAUGGAAUAUACCAUGUAGACUUUAACAAUCUUAAUAGAACCAGGACUCCAAAAAAGUCAGGCGAAUGGUAUAAACAAGUUAUUCAAACCGGAUGCUUAACAGAUAUUUGUAUUGAUUAAUAAAUAAAGUUCUUUGUAGUUUGUUUAAUUUAAAUCAUAUAAUACUA
Molecule: messenger RNA, 1591 nt
Organism: Diabrotica balteata
Lineage: Eukaryota; Metazoa; Arthropoda; Insecta; Coleoptera; Chrysomelidae
Source: the annotation of a GenBank genome assembly